UAGCAAGGCUCACUCUUACUUUUCCAUUCCAACUCAUCCAAAAUGGAGCGCACUGUAGACGGCGUGAUUGUUCUGGACUAUGCCGAUCUGCUCAGCGGUGCUGAUCUCUCUGCCCAGAUCGAGGCGGCGUUUGGCGAUGGUCCCGACGCACUCGGUGCCCUGUUUGUCAAGAAUGUCCCGGACUACCAGUCGCGUCGCCUGCAGCUGCUCCCGUUCGCCUCAAAGUACGCAGCGCUCCCCGACACGAUCAAGGCCAAGACCACCCAUCCCGAGAGCAGCUUCAGCUUUGGCUGGAGUCACGGCAAGGAAAAGUUUGACGGAAAGCUCGACGUUGCCAAGGGCUCGUAUUAUGCCAACCCUCAGUAUGACGUGCCGACGACCGACCCAGAACUCAUCAAGUCACUCCCAGAGUUGUGCUCAAACAACAUCUGGCCCGAGGAAGAUUGCCCCGGAUUCGGCGAUGCCUUCAAGAACCUUGGUCGGCUGAUCGUCUCGGUUGGCGAGCUGCUUGGCAAGCAGUGCGACAGUUAUGCCGAGAGGCAUUUGCCAGGUCACAAGGCGCACAUUUACGAAAGCAUUGCGCGCUCACGUACCUGCAAGGGUCGCGUGCUUCACUACUUCCCUCAGGCUUCGGCUGCGAUUCCAGCGGCCGCGGCUGGUGCUGGCGAUGACUCGCAAUACGCCUCUUGGUGUGGCUGGCACUUGGACAACAGUGCGCUGACCGGUCUCACGCGUGCCAUGUACCUUGAUCCGCAACACAACGAGGUUGAGUGCCCCGACCCAGAUGCAGGCCUGUACAUUCGAAGCCGCAGCGGCAAGGUUGUGCGCGUUAGCAUUCCGGCGGACAUGCUGGCCUUCCAGAUGGGCGAGUCAACCCAGAUUCGAAGCGGCGGCAAGCUCCGUGCCACCCCACACUGCGUGCGCGGUGCCAUGGGGGAGAAGGCCGUUGGCAUCUCCCGCAACACUUUUGCUGUUUUCAUGCAGCCGCACUGGGAUGAGACACUCGACGCGCCCGCUGGCGCGACUGUGGAAGACGUCGCUGUGCCACAGUGGAAGGCUGGCAUGACCUUUGGCGAGUUCCUCAAGAGCGUGUUUACUUACACGUACUGAAUUUGAAACGUCCGUGCACAGCAGUGGUUGCCGUUGUGGUGUUGCUGUCAUUGUGUACAACCAUAGAACCGUUGUGUUACC
Molecule: messenger RNA, 1191 nt
Organism: Capsaspora owczarzaki ATCC 30864
Lineage: Eukaryota; Filasterea; Ministeriida; Capsasporidae
Exons: 7
Coding region: 43-1110 (355 amino acids)
Source: RefSeq, a predicted model, not a curated record